CUUAAGAAGUGGAGCAAUCAUCCUUACAAUAACUCGCUUUAAAAACCUGCACAUCGAGCGAGACUGCGGUAGGACAAAAAGAAAAUCCCUUCUCUUCAACAAACAUUAACAGUAUGGACUCAUUCAGCACAAAAACACUGGUCCUUCAAGCACAAAAGAAACUGCUCAGCAAAAUGGCAACCAAGUCCGUGGUGAGUGCAUUCCUAGAUGAUACUGGAAGUGCUAUUUUGGAUGACUUGUAUAAGGCACUGAAGGAACAUAGACACAGCCGCAAAGAAGCACACAAAGUGAUCAAGAAUCUCAUUAAAAUUGUGGUAAAGGUCAGUGUUCUACACCGCAAUGCUCAGUUCAGUGCUGAUGAGCGUCUAGUGCUUAAAAAUUUACGGAAAAAGGUUCGCACGCUCGCCAUGACUGCUAUUAGCUUCUGUCAGAUAGAUUUCACAUUUGACCGCCGUGUGUUGUCUAACCUGCUAACUGAAUGCCAGGAUCUCCUACUCCAUGCUGUCCAUCAUCAUCUAACGACCAAGAGCCAUACCCGCAUUAACCAUGUCUUUGGCCAGCUAGCUGAUCCCAACUUCCUAACUGCAUUAUACAGCUCAGCAGAGCCCUUUCCCACACAUCUACAUGGGAUAUGUGCGGGUAUCAACCACAUGCUGGAGGAAGGGAACAUCUGAGGAGGUCAUCCAAAGUCGGAUCAUAUAUUACAACAUCUCUCAAAUAGGUUUCAUACAUCAUUUAAUAAAAGAUGUGAACAUUUUGUUUCUGCAGUGCAAAUGUGCAUAUAUAAAAAGGAAAUAAAUAGCACUGAAAAUUCAGAUUGGAAGGUGCUACAAACCUCCAAGAACCACAGAGAGCAGUGCUGAGAACGUAUAUUGCCAUUAGCCUAAGCAGACAGACAUUCAAGAAUUAAAGCUUAAAAUAUUCUUCAAAGUUUAUUCAUCAUUGAAAACCUUAAUGUGAAGAUAUUAGUUAUGAUAUUUAGGUAAAUGGUCAUUUUAAAACUUUUUUAACGACUUAUGUUUACAAUAAAGGUAAAAUACUGUCUGGGCUCAAUUUUCAGAGCAUUCUCUGUUUAAAGUGAUUGAAAGUGAGUUGUGAUUUUUACUGCAUUAAAAAACAGUAGCUUGCUUUAACAUCAAUUCUGGUACUGUACAAUUUAUAUUGCUUUUCAGAAGAAUACAGAUUAUUUUUGUCAAAAUAUUUAGACAAUAUAGAAAACAAAAUACACGGUACACACAGAUUAAUUUAAAAGUUUUAUUUCCUGCU
This is a messenger RNA of Pelobates fuscus (common spadefoot toad), 1266 nucleotides long. RefSeq names its product TNF alpha induced protein 8 like 1 (gene TNFAIP8L1). Gene Ontology annotation, biological process: regulation of apoptotic process; negative regulation of TOR signaling. The transcript has 2 exons. Gene Ontology annotation, cellular component: cytoplasm. NCBI's taxonomy places the organism in Eukaryota, Metazoa, Chordata, Amphibia, Anura, Pelobatidae. The record is from RefSeq and is a predicted model, not a curated record. The coding region runs from base 114 to 674 and encodes 186 amino acids.